This is a messenger RNA of Lactuca saligna, 924 nucleotides long. NCBI's taxonomy places the organism in Eukaryota, Viridiplantae, Streptophyta, Magnoliopsida, Asterales, Asteraceae. The record is from the annotation of a GenBank genome assembly.
AUGAAUUCUUCACCCCACCCCGUGGUGCGCUACUGUUCUAACAAAAGGGAACUCAAACAUGAAACUGAAAACAUAGCAAACACAAGAGAAAAAUCAACAAAUAUGCUAAAGAACGACACGAGUACUUUAUGCGACAUAUGUCGCUUCAGCCCUACCACAAUUUUCUGCAGGGCGGAUUUGGCGUACCUCUGUGCAACAUGUGAUGCAGUUAUUCAUUCCGCAAAUCCUCUUUCCGGACGCCACCACCGUGUCCCGGUUAUACCCAUUUCAGGGUUGAUCGAUGAGCAUCAAACUUCUGACGCAAGGUCUAUAACUGGCGUAGGAGCUGAUCAUGGUGGGUUUUUGUCACAAGAAUCAAAGGACGCCAUAGAUAAUGAAGAUGAAGAAAACGAAGCAGCAUCGUGGCUGCAGUUCGGAAACGAAAACCAAAACGGUGAAAUGAACGGGUGUUUCUUUAAUGGAGACGAUUACUUGGAACUUGUUGCGUAUAAUUCUUGUCAAGACUCUCUAUUCAGUGAUGGUCAUAAUUUCCGGCAAUAUGACUAUGGAGGUGGUGAUGGUGAUAGUAUAGUGCCGGUUCAGUCUGGAGAGACAAAGAAGCACCUCUACAGUUUCCAGCACCCGAAGCUGGAAUUAGCAAUGGAAUAUGAGGCUUCAAACGGUGGCUAUGGCUACACUUCUGUCCAAAUUCCGGCACCCAUAGACAGAAAGGCGAGAGUCCUCAGGUACAUGGAGAAGAAAAAAAGAAGAAAAUUUGAGAAAACAAUAAGGUACGAGUCCAGGAAAGCAUAUGCUGAAAUAAGACCUAGGAUCAAAGGUCGUUUUGCUAAAAGAACUAAUGUCGGUGUUAAGGUGGAGCAAAUCUUCUCCACGACUCUGGCGACAGAAGGUAGACACUGCAUUGUCCCGUCAUUUACAAUGUGA